This is a messenger RNA of Carassius carassius (crucian carp), 2527 nucleotides long. RefSeq lists its product as uncharacterized. The transcript has 13 exons. The record is from RefSeq and is a predicted model, not a curated record. Bases 524 to 2155 code for a protein of 543 amino acids. NCBI's taxonomy places the organism in Eukaryota, Metazoa, Chordata, Actinopteri, Cypriniformes, Cyprinidae.
AUCUACAAAUCUAACUGCAGCUGCAAAUCAAACUGAAACUAUAACUCUGCCUGCAUCUACAAAUCUAACUGCAGCUGCAAAUCAAACUGAAACUAUAACUAAGCCUGCAUCUACAAAUCUAACUGCAGCUGCAAAUCAAACUGCAACUAUAACUAAGCCUGCAUCUACAAAUCUAACUGCAGCUGCAAAUCAAACUGCAACUAUAACUAAGCCUGCAUCUACAAAUCUAACUGCAGCUGCAAAUCAAACUGCAAGUGCUGGUCAAACCUCAACUGCAAACCAAACUACAAAUACAACUUCUAGUUUUAAUCAAACUACGACUCCAGCAACAACAGUCUCUACACCAGCUGCAACAGUCUCCUCCGCUCCUAAUACUGCAUCACUUAACUUAGUGUUCAGACUUACUCAAACCUUCAAGCCAGUGUUCUCCGAUCUGAAUGCUCCUGAGACCCAACAGUUGGCGCAACAGAUCACCAACACGUUUACUCCAAUUUACAAGAAACGUUUUGCAAACUUAAACCGCAUGAUUAUUCUGGGCUUCAGGAGUGGCUCCGUUGUGACUGAUUCUGUGCUUGAGUUUAACAGCACAGCCGGCACUACUCCUAAUGUGACAGACGUGAAAGACACCUUUAUUUCAGCAGUUAAUUCUGGAAGUUUGAAUUUUACAGUUGAUAACACAUCCGUCAGCAUUGCCGUUAUCACACCAACCAGUGCUCCGACAACAGUCUCAUCUACAAAUCAGCCUGCAUCUACAAAUCAAACUGCAACUGCAAACCAAACUACAAAUACAACUUCUAGUUUUAAUCAAACUACGACUCCAGCAACAACAGUCUCUACACCAGCUGCAACAGUCUCCUCCGCUCCUAAUACUGCAUCACUUAACUUAGUGUUCAGACUUACUCAAACCUUCAAGCCAGUGUUCUCCGAUCUGAAUGCUCCUGAGACCCAACAGUUGGCGCAACAGAUCACCAACACGUUUACUCCAAUUUACAAGAAACGUUUUGCAAACUUAAACCGCAUGAUUAUUCGGAGCUUCAGGAGUGGCUCCGUUGUGACUGAUUCUGUGCUUGAGUUUAACAGCACAGCCGGCACUACUCCUAAUGUGACAGACGUGAAAGACACCUUUAUUUCAGCAGUUAAUUCUGGAAGUUUGAAUUUUACAGUUGAUAACACAUCCGUCAGCGUUGCCGAUAUCACACCAACCAGUGCUCCGACAACAGUCUCAUCUACAAAUCAGCCUGCAUCUACAAAUCAAACUGCAACUGCAAACCAAACUACAAAUACAACUUCUAGUUUUAAUCAAACUACGACUCCAGCAACAACAGUCUCUACACCAGCUGCAACAGUCUCCUCCGCUCCUAAUACUGCAUCAUUUAACUUAGUGUUCAGACUUACUCAAACCUUCAAGCCAGUGUUCUCCGAUCUGAAUGCUCCUGAGACCCAACAGUUGGCGCAACAGAUCACCAACACGUUUACUCCAAUUUACAAGAAACGUUUUGCAAACUUUCUCCGCAUGAUUAUUCGGAGCUUCAGGAGUGGCUCCGUUGUGACUGAUUCUGUGCUUGAGUUUAACACCACAGCCGGCACUACUCCUAAUGUGACAGACGUGAAAGACACCUUUAUUUCAGCAGUUAAUUCUGGAAGUUUGAAUUUUACAGUUGAUAACACAUCCGUCAGCGUUGCCGAUAUCACACCAACCAGUGCUCCGACAACAGUCUCUACGACAGCAGGCAGCAGUCGUUCUGAGUUCAAUAUGACCUUUAAAAUGAAUGAGGUCUUCACCAGUGAACUAUCAAAUAUCAGCUCUCCUCAAGCCGUAACUCUGGCAAAGAAUAUCACUACUCAGUUUGAUGGAGUUUUAAAGAAACGUUUUUCAAACUAUGUUGACAUGAACAUUUGGCGAUUCAGGAAUGGCUCUAUUUUUGUAGAUUCUCUAUUGGGAUUUAACAAAAGUAGCACAGGUCCUUCAGUGACAGAACUGUUUAACGCAAUCCUUGAAAGUGCUAAAAAUGGGUCAUUCACCUUCGGAGUCAGUUCACUAUCUGUUACAGACUCAUCAGGAAACACUGUUAACAGGUCUCCGGUCCUGGCUAGUAUGCUGACAGCUUUGUGGAUGACCCUAGCAUCACUCGUGGUGUCAGCUGUGAUGCACUAAACACAAUAAAUGAACGUUGCAUCUCUGAUCUUUUCACAUUCAGAAUCAGAAAGUCACAAAGCAAGACAAUCCAAGUUAUGAUCUAGCUGUAACAUUCACUAGUCUUUCUUGCCACAUAUAGAGCCAUGGUGAUACGUAUGGUAUGGUAUUUUGGUUUCUUUUGUUUACAAAAAGCAUGUUGUUUAUGUGUACGCUGAGCGGGAGAAAGAAUGAGGAUUGGUUCAUUGGAACCAAAUCUGAACAUUUCUUUAUGACACAGGAAUGGCAUAAGUGAAAGUUACCUAUAGAGCUAUUAUGUUGUAAUUCAAAAUUGAGAUUGUUUUGCUCUUCUGAAAAUGGAUUGAACCAUAAAAUAUUAUUAUAUAUAAUAAU